GUUAUAUGGUCAAAUAUGACAGCUUCUGCUGCAGAUCUGAUUAAGUUGUGAUUUUUGGCUUUUCUUUUUUUUCUGUUUUUUACAAACAUUCCUGUCGCCAUGAAUGAAGGAAAAGCAAGACAACUGAAAUGGGAAUGGGUUUGUCAAGUUCCCAAAAGGACACUCGUUAAACAUCACAUGAUCCCUCAGGAAACGGUGGACCAUCCUCUUAAAUUUCAGUCUUCUGCAAUUGUUAAUCGAGGUCUUAAAAAAACCUCUGACUCUUCUUCAAAGGAUCUUAAACCAGUUCUCAAUGAUCCCUUACUUAAUGCAGUAGACGAUGUAGACCCUUUAACAGCCUUGGCAGCAGAACAGAAUUGGUACGAUAUGGAGGAAAAGCCGGAAAAAAAUAAAAAAUCCAACUCUAUGAAUGGCUGGAAUGAACAGUGCCAUGAGAUUUUAAAUAAAUACAUAACAACAAAAAAACUUUCCAUGGCCACAGGAAUAAUAUCUAUGAUGGAUAAAAGGGGAAAAGUGCCUAACGCUGCAAGAGAUGCACUAAAAAAUCAGCCGAAUCUAGGAAUGAAAAACAGACUCGAACAGUUGGACGAUUUGGAAGAAGUCGAUUCCAAAGAGAUGUCUCUUCUCACGCAACAAGAGUACAUUGAUAACAUUAACGAUUUGAAGAAUGAAAUCGUGCAAGCCUGGCAGCAGCAUUUUAGGGUUAAAGCCCUCAAAAUUACAAUUCAGUGCUCAAAAUUAUUAGUCGAUACAAGCGUCGUUCAGUUUUACCCAAACAAAUUUGUUUUAAUAACUAACACUCUGGACACCUUUGGUAAUCUUGUGUACGAGAGGCUUUGGAACAAAUCUGAAAAUCAACAGGAAAUUGGAUCGUCUUCAGAAAGUGUCUCCUCAACUACAGUGACGGAGUCAACGAAAGAGACUUGCCGUAAUUGGUUUUAUAAGAUCGCCUCUAUUAGAGAGUUGAUUCCUAGAUUGUACGUUGAAGCAGCCAUACUUAAAUCCUAUUGCUUUCUCAGUGAUAAUGAGUUUUCCAGUUCUCUUAAAAGACUGAUGAUGAUGACAAGAGGCAUCGGGGAUCCCCUCGUGUCAAUAUAUGCCAGAUGUUACCUGUGUAAAAUAGGGAUUUCAUCGAAUAACAUCAAUAGGAAACUCAUGAGGGAAAAUUUCAUGGAUUUCUUACAAAUGUACUGUCAGUUAUUUAGUACGACUGCAUUGAAUGAAGUCAGUAAGCAAAAAAUAGACAUGCCAACAUACCUCAACUCAUUCAUCCCAGCGAUCGAUUGGAUGCUGAAUGCUGCGAUUCGCAACAUUGAUGAGCCUGAACUUGAUGAGCUGGUCGAUAGCUGUUGCAAAAUGCUCAAUAAAGGUCUUCUGUUAAACUCAAUUUUGAGAACAUGUGAUGCUUCUUAUAUAGCAAAACGAGAGUCGUUUUUUAUGCAGCAGAUCACUUCAAGCACUGAUGACUUUUUUCCAUUCCAUAUUACUUUGAAGUGUAUGGGAGAAAAGUUACGUGGUAAAAUUGUUUCAAAUCCUGAGACUAUUUUUGAAGAUGCUUGGAAACUUAUAUCCCAGCUUUCCAAUUCAAACACAUAUUUUUCAUGCAUUUUAGCAUGGAAUUACUUUAUUGUCAAGUUCUGUUCACUUACCAAACUCAAUUCAUUGUUGGAAGAUAUAAUAAGCCAUUUUGGAACUGGGUCAAAAGCUCAUUGCCCCCUUUUGCAUGAAAUCAUCAUGUCUAUCGUGGAAAAUAUACCCAACUUGGAAGUUUUGUUUACCCUAGACAAAUUCCUACCGCUUCUUGAUCUCUUUGGAAAUGAUGAUCUUAAGAUCGUAACAUCGAAGAAAAUCCUUGAUUUGUUUGCAGCUAUGCCUAACAAAUUUAAAAUUACUGAUCCUGUUACAACCGAUGCUUUGAUAUUUUUGGCCAAAAUCCUCCAUGACUCUAUUAAUAUACUUUCAGUUGAUGAUGAAAAGCGUCAGAUUGGAAAUUUGAUUUCCCAGAUUAUAAUGAAAAUCGACUUUGGCAUGAAAAUGGAGUCUCAGCUUAGUUUUUACGUUGAAGCAAGGGCUACGUUUACCAACUUGGACACAGUUGUCGUCACACUUAUUCAUAGUGUUAAUAAAUUGGCGAUGGAAAUGGGUAAAAAAGUCAAAAGCCAUCAUACGAGGAAAACAGCUUCGUUCGUCCAUGCCUGUGCGGCUUAUUCCUUCAUAACGAUACCGUCAAUAAGAUCAGAAAUAACCAAGUUGCAGCUUUAUUUACUCACAGCUCAAAUAGCCCUUUUCAACCAGUGCCUUGGCCAAGCUGAUGCUUGUAUAAAAAGUGCGCUUUCUUUAAUACUGGAGCUGCCGCAGAAUGUUGAAGAAGUUGACGGCAAGAGUAAAUCAAAUGAACCCUUUCUUCAAGAAUAUGUUCAGAACAUGUUAUCCACACUUAUUAUUUUGCCUGUGUUUCUCAAGGCUACAGUAUAUCUGCCUCCCUCUUUUGUUGUUAUCGUAAAAUAUUGCGCUUAUCACCUCUUUGCGUACGAUUUCCAAAUCUAUAUCUCAUUUUACCUCAUGAGCUUCAAAUCUUAUUACACAACUCCAAGAAGACAUAAAUACCAUCAGCUUCUGAGCUGUUGAAAAUGGUCUCUCUCUAUUUCUAUCUAUCUUUCUCUUUCUCAAUGUCAAUAAGUCCCAGGCUAUAGUUCUUGGAUUCCAUCCCCUACUCCAGUCCUUAUCUCCUGCUCUGCAUUAACAACCAUACAAUAUUUGUUUAUCCACUGUCUAAAACUUAGGGAUUGUCCUUAACUCAAUCCUGGAAACCCCAUGUUUCUCAAAUCUCAUCCCUUUGUCCAUAACAUGCAAGCAAACUCUUCCUGACCAUCACCCGCAAACUCCUAGUCUCCUACCGUUGCUUCCCUAUUUUGCUGGUCUAUGAUGGACUCACCAGCAAGCUUUUUACAGACUCGAGAGAAUGACUUCUUUCCUUAGUUCAUAUCUAGUUCCCCAAUGAGAUCUGUCUAAUAUUUAUCAUGGUUUGAAAUGAUUCCCUCCUAUCGCAGGCUAUACUCCUCUCUCUAACAAACAAUUUCUUCCCAUUAUCCUUCCUAUAUUUAUAAUCUGUUAGCAUUUAAAUCUUCCUCACACAUUUGCCACACUCUGGUGGUUGGUUCUCACCCUUCUGAUCUCUACCGCCUUUUAGUCUCUCCUUCCUUAUCCGUUCCUACAACCUCUGGAAUUCCCUCCCUCAUUCCAUUUGCCUUGCCUCAACUCUUUCCAUCUUUAAGUCCUGUCUUUUUUUAUUUCUUCCCCUACUCCAAUAAUGGUGAUUAACUUACUUUUGUUUUGGCAUGUUUAAUUUCUGUCAAUUCCCCCCCUCUUAUUUAAUUUAUUUUUAUGCUAUUACAUUUAAAUAUUUUGAUUCAUUUUGAAGGGGAUAGUGAAAAUUUUUUGUACUUUUUUGUUAUUCAAGGAAGCUCAAAGACCCCAGAAUAAAAUUUAUUUUCUUCUUCUAUAUCAAUUUAUCAUGUGAUGGAAUAUUUUUAUUAUUUUUUGGGUUUAAUGCAGGUACGCUCUUUUUAAGGCUAUCAGACAAAAACAUCAAUCUAUUAAUAAAACUCACUUAUAUAAAACUAUCCCUAUAAAUUAAUAAUAUAAAAACCAUUAAAUACAAAUUUUAAAAAUUACUAGAAUCCAUGAAACUUUUGAAAGUUUUAUUAUUAAUUUUAACCUACAGUACAUUACUUACUAGGAAAAACUGAAUUAUUAGUGAUAUUUCUUGUCAGCAGAAUGGACCUGUAGUUUAGUUGAUUUCAAUUCUGUUCUGCCUGUACUCACUUGUUGCCAGUUUGUUGGAAACUUAAAAAUAACAUACGCAGAGGUUAAUAAAGUACAUCUGACAUGCCAAAAUGGCGAGGACAGGCAGACCAGCACGAAUGGAAAUGGCCAAACUACAAAACUGAUUAAUCCGUUGUU
This is a messenger RNA of Cimex lectularius (bed bug), 3963 nucleotides long. RefSeq names its product UPF0505 protein C16orf62 homolog. The transcript has 17 exons. Lineage: Eukaryota; Metazoa; Arthropoda; Insecta; Hemiptera; Cimicidae. Gene Ontology annotation, biological process: endocytic recycling. Gene Ontology annotation, cellular component: endosome. The record is from RefSeq and is a predicted model, not a curated record. Bases 100 to 2628 code for a protein of 842 amino acids.